AUGGCGAAGUGUCAAGCUGUUUUUCUUUUGGUUGGCGCUCUCUGCGUCCUGUCCUUGGCCGGUGUCGCCAAUGCCGCCGAGAACCAUUUCAAAGUCCAGGGCAUGGUGUACUGUGACACUUGCCGUAUCCAAUUUAUGACCCGCAUUAGUACAAUAAUGGAAGGGGCAACUGUGAAAUUGGAAUGCAGAAACAUUACUGCAGGAACUCAGACCUUCAAAGCUGAAGCUGUAACUGAUAAGGUAGGACAGUAUAGCAUCCCUGUUAAUGGUGAUUUCGAAGACGAUAUAUGUGAAAUCGAGUUGGUUAAGAGCCCGAACAGCGAAUGCUCUGAGGUUUCACAUGAUGUUUAUGCCAAGCAAUCUGCUAAGGUUAGCCUAACAUCCAACAAUGGUGAAGCUUCAGACAUUCGCAGCGCCAAUGCUCUCGGAUUCAUGAGGAAGGAGCCCCUUAAAGAGUGCCCUGAGGUUCUCAAGGAGUUGGAUCUUUAUGAUGUUAAAGCUAAUUAAGUAAUUAUACAAAAUGUUCAAAUUUUUUUACCAGUUUUAAUGUAUUACCAGAAUAAGCAUAUGACAUUUAUUUUUCCAAAAAAGAGGGGUGCAAGAUCAAAAAAAAAAAAAUAGUUAUAUAGAGGUGUAAUUUAUUCAUCAAUUUUUAAAAAUUUAAAUGUAGCCUUGUAUUGGGAGUUU
Messenger RNA from Chenopodium quinoa (quinoa), 687 nucleotides. Its product is annotated as pollen allergen Che a 1. The coding region runs from base 1 to 507 and encodes 168 amino acids. The record is from RefSeq and is a predicted model, not a curated record. The transcript is spliced from 2 exons. NCBI's taxonomy places the organism in Eukaryota, Viridiplantae, Streptophyta, Magnoliopsida, Caryophyllales, Amaranthaceae.